This is a messenger RNA of Hansenula anomala, 1587 nucleotides long. It is a transcript of the gene CCT3, whose product is annotated as chaperonin-containing T-complex subunit CCT3. The transcript is spliced from 2 exons. Bases 1 to 1587 code for a protein of 528 amino acids. Gene Ontology annotation, molecular function: ATP-dependent protein folding chaperone; ATP binding; ATP hydrolysis activity. Gene Ontology annotation, biological process: protein folding. Gene Ontology annotation, cellular component: chaperonin-containing T-complex. NCBI's taxonomy places the organism in Eukaryota, Fungi, Ascomycota, Saccharomycetes, Phaffomycetales, Wickerhamomycetaceae. The record is from RefSeq and is a predicted model, not a curated record.
AUGCAAGCACCAGUUGUGUUUAUGAACACCUCUUCUGAGAGGCAAACGGGUCGUCAAGCUCAAAUAUCAAAUAUCACAGCUGCUAAAGCAGUUUCAGAUAUCAUUAGAACAUGUCUUGGUCCAAAAGCUAUGUUAAAGAUGUUAUUAGAUCCAAUGGGUGGUAUUGUCUUGACUAAUGAUGGACAUGCCAUUUUAAGAGAAAUUGAUGUUGCCCAUCCAGCUGCUAAAUCAAUGAUUGAAUUGAGUAGAACUCAAGAUGAAGAAGUUGGUGAUGGUACAACCACUGUUAUAAUAUUAGCUGGUGAAAUUUUAGCUCAAACAUUCCCAUACAUUGAAAAAAACAUUCAUCCAGUCAUUAUUAUCCAAGCUUUAAAACAAGCUUUAAGUGAUGCCUUGGAAAUUAUUCAUCAAGUUUCAAGACCAAUUGAUAUUGAAAAUGAACCUGCAAUGAUUAAAUUGAUUAGUGCAUCAAUUGGUACUAAAUAUAUUAGUAAAUGGUCAGAUUUGAUGUGUUCAUUAGCUUUAAAAGCUGUCAAGACUGUAUUAAUUGAUGAUGGUUAUGGUCAUAAAGAAAUUGAUACUAAAAGAUAUGUUCGUAUUGAAAAACUUCCAGGUGGUGAAAUUGAGGAUAGUGAAGUUUUACAAGGUGUGUUAUUAAACAAAGAUGUUACACAUCCAAAGAUGAAGAGAUAUAUAGAAAAUCCAAGAAUUAUAUUAUUGGAUUGUCCUUUAGAAUAUAAAAAAGGUGAAUCACAAACAAAUAUUGAAAUUACUAAAGAGGAAGAUUGGAGUAGAAUUUUACAAAUUGAAGAAGAUCAAGUUAAACAAUUGUGUGAAACUAUUUUAAAUUUCAAACCAGAUUUAGUUAUAACUGAAAAAGGUGUUUCAGAUUUAGCACAACAUUAUUUAUUAAAAGGUGGUGUUACUGCAUUAAGAAGAGUUAAAAAAUCUGAUAAUAACCGUAUAUCAAGAGCUACAGGUGCCACUAUUGUUAAUAGAGUUGAAGAUUUACGUGAAUCAGAUGUUGGUACAAAUUGUGGAUUAUUUAAAGUUGAACAAAUUGGAGAUGAAUAUUUUUCAUUUUUAACAAAAUGUUCAAAUCCAUUAGCUUGUACAGUUAUGUUACGUGGUCCAUCAAAAGAUAUUUUAAAUGAAAUUGAAAGAAAUUUACAAGAUGCAAUGGCUGUUACACGUAAUGUUAUUUUUGAACCAAGUUUAUCACCAGGUGGAGGUGCCACUGAAAUGGCCGUUUCAGUUAAAUUAUCUGAAAAGGCUAAAACUAUUGAAGGAGUUCAACAAUGGCCAUAUCAAGCCGUUGCAGAUGCUUUUGAAGUUAUUCCAAGAACUCUUAUACAAAAUGCUGGUGGUAAUCCAAUCCGUAUAUUGUCUCAAUUAAGAGCAAAACAUGCUAAAGGUGAUUAUACAUUUGGUAUUGAUGGUGAUAAAGGUAAAGUUGUUGAUAUGAAUUCUUAUGGUAUUUGGGAACCAGAAGUUAUUAAACAACAAAGUAUCAAGACUGCUAUUGAAAGUGCAUGUUUGUUGUUAAGAGUUGAUGAUAUUGUUAGUGGUGUUCGUAAACAAGAAUAA